AUGCUACAGUCAUCUUCUUCUCCCCUCGGCCUGGCUUCUGCUACAAAUCGCCGUCGACUCAUCUACUUGCGACGCUGUAUCAAUCUCCCUUUUCAAACCCAACGAAUCACAACAUUCUUCCACCGUUAUUCCUCUUCCGCAGCCUCUACAACGCCUAGAGCAGCCGGUCGCUGUGAUAUUCUUGGGACCCUCGUCUCCAAUGCCAGUUCUCUUAGCCAAACCCAACAGUGCCACGCCUUUGCUCUCCUCAACGGCUUUCUCCCUCGGCAUUUUUCCCUCACCACUUCUCUCAUCCUCCGGUAUGCUGCUUUGCGCCCCUGCCCGGCGACGACGUUUCGUCGUCUGUUCGAGGAAGCUCUUCCGUUUUCUUUCUCUGCCUUCUUGUGGAACACCCUCAUCAGGGCUCAGUCGGUUGCCCGAGUGAGAGAUGAUUUCGAAGUUUAUAAUCGGAUGGUGAGAAGCGGGGUUAGACCCGAUGAUUACACAUUCCCUUUCGUCCUCAAGGCGUGCGCGGAUAGCGGGAGUGUGGAGAAGGGUCUGGAGGUUCAUGGAGCCGUAUUUAAAUGUGGGUUUGAUUGGGAUGUGUUUGUUGGGAAUACCCUUUUGCUGUUUUAUGGGGAUUGUGUAGAUGUGAGGGACGCUGGGAAGGUGUUUGAUGAAAUGCUUGAGAGAGACGUCGUGUCUUGGAAUACCGCUAUUGGCGUGUUCUCUGUCGGUGGGUUUUAUGAGGAGGCUUUCGAUUUGUUUCUGAAGAUGAAUUUGAUUUCGGGACUUAUGCCCAACGUUGCCACUCUUGUCACUGUGUUGCCUGUUUGUGCUGGACUUGGGGAUGAGGUAACGACAAUGCAGAUUCAUUGUUAUACUGUCAAGGUUGGGCUGGAUUCUCAAGUUACCGUAGGAAAUUCUCUGGUAGAUGGUUAUGGGAAAUGUGGGGAGUUAGAGGCUUCAAGGAGAGUUUUUGAUGAAAUGGUGGAGAAGAAUGAGGUUUCCUGGAAUGCUGUCAUUGCAAGUCUUACUUAUUCGGGUCAUAGUACUAAUGCAUUGAACACGUUUAAAUCGAUGAUCGACAAUCAUAUGAAGCCAAAUUCUGUCACCAUCUCUAGCAUAAUGCCAGUUUUGGUUGAGCUGAGAAAUUUGGACUUCGGGAGGGAAAUCCAUGGGUUUAGUGUAAGACAUGGUAUUGACUCAGAUAUUUUUGUUUCCAACUCAUUGAUUGACAUGUAUGCCAAAUCAGGGCAAUCGACUAAAGCAUCCAAUGUAUUCCACCAAAUGCGUGAAAAGAAUGUGGUUUCUUGGAAUGCAUUGAUUGCCAAUUUAGCCCAGAAUAGGCAGCAAUUAGCUGCAAUACAGUUGGUUAGACAAAUGCAUUUUGCAGGAGAAAUUGGCAAUUCAGUGACUUUCACCAACGUUCUCCCUGCUUGCGGAAGAUUGAGAUUACUUGAUGCUGGAAGAGAGAUCCAUGCAAGGACCAUUCGCAUGGGAUGCUACUUUGAUAUUUUUGUCUCCAAUGCUUUGACAGACAUUUAUGCAAAAUGUGGUUGCUUACACCUUGCUCAAACUGUAUUCAACACCAGUCUUAGAGAUGAUGUAUCUCAUAACAUCCUAAUUAUAGGCUACUCCCAAACAAGUGAGUGCUCAAAAUCACUUGAUUUAUUCAAGGAGAUGGCACAUGCAGGUUUGAAACAUGACGUCAUCUCGUACGUAGGUGCUAUUUCAGCUUGUGCCAAUCUACCUGCACUAGAUAUUGGGAAGCAGAUACAUGGGUUUGUAGUGAGGCAGUAUAUGAACCCACAUCUUUUCAUCUGUAAUGCCCUGCUGGAUUUCUACACCAAAUGUGGGAAGAUUGAUAUUGCAGACAAGGUAUUCAGUGGAAUCUCAAACAAAGAUGCGGCCUCCUGGAAUACUAUGAUCCUAGGAAGAGGAAUGCUAGGUGAACUGGAUAUAGCCUUUGAUCUCUUCAGAGCAAUGAAAGAAGAUGGUGUGCAAUAUGAUUCAGUCUCAUAUCUUGCUGUCUUAUCAGCUUGUAGUCAUGGAGGUCUGGUUGCCGAGGGAAAGGCCUACUUUGAUGAAAUGGUGUCUCAGAACAUCAAACCGACACAAAUGCACUAUGCGUGUAUGGUGGAUCUCCUUGGCCGGGCUGCACUAAUUGAUGAAGCAGCUAAAUUUGUAGAAAGCAUGCCAGAGGAGCCAGAUGCAAACGUGUGGGGUUCUUUGCUUGGUGCAUGCAGGCUCCAUGGGAAUAUGGAGUUGGCAUGCUGGGCAGCUGACCAUUUGUUCAAGCUGAAACCCACACACUCCGGGUACUACGCGAUGCUUUCAAACAUAUAUGCAGAAGCUGGGAAAUGGGAUGAGGCGAACUCGGUGAGGAAGCUUAUGAAGUUAAAUAAGGCAACUAAAACUCCUGGGUUCAGUUGGGUUCACAUUGAUGACCAAGUUCAUGCUUUCAUUGCUGGAGACAGACUACAGCAAUUUGAUUCACGUGUUUGUCAACGUGAGUUCUAA
Molecule: messenger RNA, 2502 nt
Organism: Linum trigynum
Lineage: Eukaryota; Viridiplantae; Streptophyta; Magnoliopsida; Malpighiales; Linaceae
Source: the annotation of a GenBank genome assembly